UAUGAUCUGACAACCCAGAUUUAUCGUGUUGUUUUUUAAAAAAAGCAGGCGUCUCACAUAUAAUAUUUGUCAAAGAAAAAGAUGUCACCGCACGGAUGGCCGUGGCCCAACAUGUUCGUUCAGCCCGUUGGCCCGCGCGCAUCACCAUUGCAAAUCUUCCUUGGGCCACCGGUCGCGCACACCGGCACGAGCAGCGCAACGCAAACCUGACACGGCGGCACGAGGGACUGCGACUACGACUGAGAGUGCACCAAAGGAAGGGACCUAUGAUUCUAUGAAUGAGAGCCAAAUUUUGAUUCGCCGAAAUUUUGAGAACUUUGGUUAGAUUUUAAACACCGUGGACAACAAAAACUUUUUUCAAACGCUUUUAAAUACAGCCGUUCUUUCCUGUACCUCUCGUUGUUUCUUUUUGCUCUCGUUUUCCCUCGAAGCGCCGCCGCCCAAGAAACAAGCCGCGACAGAUGCCGCUCCAUCUGCUCUCGUCUCCCGCGGCCGCCGCCAAGCUCGCCGCCGGCUUGCGCGCGACCCCUCUCCGCAGCAGCCACAGCUUUGCCCCCGCUCCCCACCACCCGGAACGUGUGUUUCUGGCGUCGUCCCUGUCGGCGGCAGCGGCGCGGUCUCCCGGGCCCGCCAUGGCAGCGGCCGAGGCCAAGCUGAGCGUGUCAGGAAUGAAACAAGUAUUGAUAUCAUUGUCGGAUAAAACAGACUUGGCUUAUCUUGGCAACGGUCUUCAGGGCUUGGGAUACUCUAUCAUCUCCACUGGUGGAACAGCAUCCAGCCUGGAAGCAGCAGGAGUCAAUGUAACAAAAGUUGAAGAAAUCACACAUUUUCCUGAAAUGCUUGAUGGAAGAGUGAAAACAUUGCACCCAAGUAUACAUGGUGGUAUUCUUGCCCGGAGAGACCAGGAGCAUCAUUUGAAGGCACUGAAGGAACAUGGAAUAGGGACAUUUGAUGUGGUUGUGGUGAAUUUGUAUCCUUUCUACGACAAAGUCACCUCUGGUGCCGUUUCUUUUGAGGAUGGGAUUGAAAAUAUUGAUAUUGGUGGGCCUACAUUGAUCAGAGCUGCAGCCAAGAACCAUAAGGAUGUUCUUGUUGUGGUGGAUCAUAAAGAUUAUCCUGCUCUAUUGGAGUACCUUCAAGGAGAUCAGGAUGAUCAGCAGUUCCGCAAGAUGUUGGCAUGGAAAGCCUUCCAGCAUGUUGCCUCUUAUGAUUCCGCUGUUUCAGAGUGGUUGUGGAAGCAAUCCCACAAAGGAGAUACGUUCCCCCCAAGUUUUACUGUGCCUCUGGAGUUGAAGUCUAUGCUUCGGUAUGGUGAAAAUCCUCAUCAGAAGGCUGCCUUCUAUGCUGACAAGAGCCUUUCUCUAGUCGGUGCUGGUGGCAUUGCAACUGCUAUUCAACAUCAUGGAAAGGAAAUGUCUUAUAACAACUACUUGGAUGCGGAUGCUGCUUGGAACUGUGUAUCGGAGUUUGAUAGUCCUACUUGUGUCGUGGUGAAGCACACAAAUCCGUGUGGAGUGGCUUCACGACAGGAUAUUCUUGAAGCUUACAGAUUAGCUGUAAGGGCAGAUCCCGUUAGUGCAUUUGGCGGAAUAGUUGCUUUCAAUACAACAAUUGAUGAGGACCUUGCGAAGGAAAUUCGUGAGUUCAGGAGUCCUACAGACGGUCAAACACGGAUGUUCUAUGAGAUAGUGGUUGCACCCAGCUAUACAGAAAAGGGUCUUGAGAUUCUCAAAGGGAAGUCAAAGACGCUGAGAAUACUCGAGGCGAAGAGAAGCGGAAAAGGGAUGCUUUCGCUUAGGCAGGUUAAUGGUGGGUGGUUAGCUCAAGAGUCUGAUGAUCUAACCCCUGAAGACAUCACCUUUACCACAGGGUCUGAGAGGGCUCCCCAAGAGAACGAGCUUUCUGAUGCCAAAUUUGCCUGGCUUUGUGCGAAGCAUGUCAAGAGUAAUGCCAUUGUGAUAGCCAAGAACAACUGCAUGUUGGGAAUGGGGAGUGGCCAGCCAAACAGACGAGAAAGUCUUAGAAUCGCCUUCAGAAAGGCAGGAGAUGAGGCCAAGGGAGCUGCAUUGGCAAGCGACGCCUUCUUCCCCUUCGCUUGGAACGAUGCCGUUGAGGAGGCGUGCCAGAACGGCAUUGGAAUCAUCGCUCAGCCUGGAGGCAGUAUCAGGGACGACGACGCCGUCGCGUGCUGCAACAAGUACGGCGUGUCGCUCGUCUUCACCGGUUUUAGGCACUUCAAGCAUUAGCACCAUGUCCAUGGCUGCUCGUCUUAGCUUAGGAAAGAAAUGAGCUCGGAAUUCAGCAAUAAGAGUUCGAACUUUGAUUAUGUAGGCUGCCGGUUGUAAGAGCUGCUUCUGAUGAGUAGCUUUCGGCACGGUAAAUUUUGGAUUCGGGCUAUAGCCCUGCUUCUGAUGGGAAGGCUUUUGUUCGGUGAGCUCGAGGGGAACAUUUCUCCUUCAGCUGCAUAAGCUGAUGGGUGUAUCAUUAGUGUCAACUGUCCCAAGCUAAAUUCCUUGCAAUACUUACAGCUGAUGCCGAAGAUUUGGAUUUGGAUCUGUGGAAA
This is a messenger RNA of Phragmites australis (common reed), 2563 nucleotides long. RefSeq lists its product as uncharacterized. NCBI's taxonomy places the organism in Eukaryota, Viridiplantae, Streptophyta, Magnoliopsida, Poales, Poaceae. The transcript has 12 exons. Gene Ontology annotation, molecular function: phosphoribosylaminoimidazolecarboxamide formyltransferase activity; IMP cyclohydrolase activity. Gene Ontology annotation, biological process: 'de novo' IMP biosynthetic process. The record is from RefSeq and is a predicted model, not a curated record. Gene Ontology annotation, cellular component: cytosol. The coding region runs from base 462 to 2246 and encodes 594 amino acids.